AAAUGAAAGAAAUUAGCGGGGGACCGCCGUCGUAAGUGGGUCCUAUAUCCGACGUAGCAAUGACCGUAGGCGGGCAACCGAAAACAUUAAACAGUAACAUCUUAACCUGAGUGCCACGUGUCCAAUGUUCAAAAGAUUAGGACAAGCCUCGAUCUCUUUAAUUGUAGCCUAUCAGAGAUCCUAAUCUGCAAACUGAAGCAAGCACCCUCCCUCCAUCGGAGAAAAGGAUAUCUCGGGGCUCGCACGGGCAUCACAUCUGCAUCAAAGCUCCGUCGACGACUGGUUGCAAGGAAUGUUUAAUGCUACAAAGGAAGGAUUUUGAACGGGAAAAAGAUUUGUUCCUUUGUGCUAAGGGGAAGUGCAGCUUUGUUGGUGGUGGGGUGUUAAUUAGUAGAUUUGUGCUGGUUGGUGUGUCUAUUAGAAGGUUUGAACAUGAGUUCUCGCAGCAGAAGCAGUAGCAGGAGCAGAGGCCUGAGUCGAAGUAGAAGCAGGAGCCCACGAGAUCGCAGGAUUCGAUCUCACCGAUUUUCACACCGAGAUGCUUCGUUUAGGAGGGAGUCGCGUCAUGGCUUCAGCCAAGGCAAUCUGUGCAACAACUGCAAGCGGCCUGGUCAUUUUGCAAGAGAAUGCAUUAAUGUUUCUGUUUGCAAUAACUGUGGUCUUCCUGGGCACAUUGCAUCCGAGUGCACUACACAGGCACAAUGUUGGAAUUGUCGAGAGCCAGGGCAUGUGGCCAGUCACUGUCCCAAUGAGGGCAUCUGCCACUCAUGUUGCAAGACUGGACACCGUGCCAGAGACUGCCCCAAUCCCCAAAUGCAAUCCGGAGACAUGAGACUCUGCAACAACUGCUUUAGGCCAGGGCAUCUAGCUGCUGACUGCACAAAUGAUAAAGCAUGCAAGAACUGCCGGAAAACGGGUCAUCUAGCUCGUGAUUGUCACAGUGAUCCUGUUUGCAACUUGUGCAACAUAUCUGGCCAUGUCGCUCGGCAAUGCCCAAAGGGCCAUAUUCUUUCUGAUAGGGGUGGUGGCAGCCGGAACAAUGGUUAUCGUGAUGUGGUCUGCCGGAACUGCAAUCAAGUGGGACAUAUCAGCAGGGAAUGCAGAGGUGCCCCUAUCAUCUGCCACAAUUGUGGUGGCAGGGGACACAUGGCAUACGAGUGCCCAUCCGGCAGGCUGGCCGACCGUGGAUACCGUCGAUACUGAAACAUAAGUUAGGAUUACUGCUUUUCAAGGAUAGGAGCUUGUAGUACACGGAGAGCACAGGAGUUUGAACUGUGGCCUUGGGUCAUUUUAAAUCUUCCAAAAGAGUGGUUAUUUGGUUCUGAAUGUCUUGUUUUUGUCUGCAAAAACCUUUUUAGUCUUGAAAAUGUGUAUGCUUAGACCCCAAUUUAUCUUCUUUUCACUGA
This is a messenger RNA of Theobroma cacao (cacao), 1406 nucleotides long. RefSeq names its product zinc knuckle (CCHC-type) family protein. The record is from RefSeq and is a predicted model, not a curated record. NCBI's taxonomy places the organism in Eukaryota, Viridiplantae, Streptophyta, Magnoliopsida, Malvales, Malvaceae. Gene Ontology annotation, molecular function: nucleic acid binding; zinc ion binding.